UUUUCUCCCCAUAAUCUGGACGGAAUAGGUAAGAAAACCAUGGAGUGGUUUAUGGGAAGUAUUCCGGAGGCUAUAGGGAAAUCCAGACAGAGCGGAUUACUAUUUAUUGUUUACAUUGAAGGUAAGUCUCACCCAACAUGAAUGAAUGAUGGUCAUAUUGAAGAAGUCGACUUAUUUUGGAUUACAGCAACCUUAUUUUAGCUUAAAUUGUAUUUUGUAUUUUUUUUCUCUUUUUUGAUGGUAAUUAUACUCAGUGAUUCACAAAGCAACUUACCUGAAUCAUUCAUAUCUGAUUAUAUAAAAAGUGAAAAUACUAUAAGUGAGCUUAUUAAUAAGUACAAUUUGUUGCAAUAGAGAGGACAAGUGUUACGUUACCAUGGGAGCAAAUUAAAGGGAGCUUAAGCAAAACUUGAACAGCCAAAAAGCAAUAGGUUUAGAUUAGCAAAACAACAACUUUGCACAUACAUGGCGCUUUAAUGUACAUUUCUUUGCUGUCGUUGCACAACUGUAACAUGAAACUUCCUAAUUUCACAUGCCCGCCCAACUAAGGUGGAUGUGGUCUUAAGCAACACAUAGCACAAGGAGCUCUGGAUUUUCCUGCAUGGAAAUCUUUGUCUGUAGGAACGGGUAUGUGUGCAAGGACCUGCACUAAUGUUGUGGUAAAAAUGUUCAGAGAUGCCAACCUCUGAGAUCUAAAACCUGGAGACCUUGACCUGUUUCUUUGGUAGUUAACAACAAACCCCCCACUUACAAAACAUACAAAACCCUUAACUCUUCCAAGAUUUCCAUGGUUUUUUCCUUAAGUCCUUGAAAACGCUCCAAAAUGGCUUUAAUUUCUUCCAUUUCCUGUUGACUUUUUAUUUCACUGCCAGCAAUGCAGGUGGCUAAUUUGUUCAGUUAUCUUGUUAUCGUCGCUUUCAACUUAUGUGUUCCAGGUUUCAAGUUUUUUGCUUUCAUUAAAGAGUCCCCAGCUGAAUUUCCUUAAUCUGGCAUCUUUACACUGAUUUUUCACUCAAAAUCCUGAUCCAAAGAUGACUUAAAAACAGUUUUUCCCUCUAAAAUUCCAGCUUCUAAACUGAUCAUUUCAUUGCAGGUGACAAUGAAGCAACGCAAAAAAUGAAUUCAGUAUGGUCUGAUCCUAAGGUGUGUAAAACAAAUCUCUUUUUUAACCACUUCUUCUUUGGUUCCAGCCUCCUACUCCCAGCAGGUAGCAUGUAUGCUACCCAAACCUCCUAGGUCCCACCAGUGGGGGGUGGUAGAAUACAAAUACAUCUGAUUUUUUUGUCCUGAAAAAUUUAAAUACCAACCUACUUAAUGGUUGAUUCGUAAUAUUUAAAUUCAUAUGCUUAUGCAGAGUCCUGUAUACCUGAAAUUUUGGCAACAAAUUACUGUAUACCAGGGCAAAAAUGCCGAAGAUACUGUAAUACCCAAAAAAUACAUUAAUAUCCAAACCCUCUGGCAUUUCAGAUGAUAAAAAAAGAAUUUCGUGAUAUAAUAAUUCUGUUAUGACAUUUGCGUGCUCACAAUCUUGGCAUGAAGAUUCCUGCUAACGGCAAUAGUUGAUGAACCAUACAUGAAAAAGUUGAAAGUGCCUGUGGCAGCUAAGAUAUUCUAAAAUCUUGUGUCAUGUUUUUUUUAAAAAAUUGUGACACAUGCAGAUUUGUAGUUGCUACACAAAUGAGCAUGACUGCUACAUUUAGCCUAGUGAAAACAGCCAAAUUUUCACUGGUUUCCCUGCAAAAUGACAUCUGUUGAAGGAAUGCAGAAUUUCCAUACUGAUGACAUAUCAUAGUUCUGGCUAGUGCUUCUGGUUAGUUGAAGCAAUUUUCAACCAAUUAGAAACACUACUCAGUUCUUGAUAUUAGCACAUCAUCAGUGUGGAAUUUCUGGGUUCAUUCCUCAGAUAUCACUUUGCAGGGAAAAUAGUGGCCUGGUGGCAUGGCGAAAAGUCAGCUGUUUUCUCAGGCUUUGUUACUGUGGGAAUGUUUAGUUUAGAGAAGGACAUGGUUUUUGAUGGACAUUUGGUAAGUUGUCACUCAUCACAUUAACAGAAACCUAGGGUCCCAGGGUUGUCACUAAGAUUUCAAGUUGCCGGGUAAAUACAACAAGUAGGCGGGGAAUCAAACGGCUAGGGAUUUCUUUUGGUUCUAUUUUUCCUCUAUUUUCCAAUAAAAGUAGCCGAGGGCCACUCUAUUAGUAGCCGGGGAAAAUCCCCGGCCCCCGGCUCUUAAUGACAACCCUGCUAGGGUCCUUUAUAAUAUUGGGUGCUUUCAUUUCGGACAUAGAAUACUUGAAAUAAUGAGGAUGUGUUCAAGUUGAGUGAGUGAGUGAUUGUGUUGGUGGGUGAGUUAGUAGGUGGGUGGGUGAGUGAGGAAGUGAUUGGAUGGGUGAGUGAGUGAGUGACACAUUUGUAUAUUUUAGUGUCUAUUAAGAACAUAGUGGAUAUGCUAUGAGUAUCCAUGCGUUAAUAAUGGCGCAAUUAUUCCUGUCCACUUCCUUUACAUGUGUCACAAUGCUUUGAGGAAUGAUGCAUACUGCAUUUCCUCAAGUAAUAGCCGUCCCUCAAUUAAUCGUCUCCCUCAAAUGAUCGCCCCCCUUUGAUGGAAAUAUUUAAAAUAAUCGCCUCCCUCGAAUAAUCGCCUCCACCCCACUCCUGUCACCAGUUUUCUCUUUCUUUUAUUCCCUCCCUGUGAAGUUAAAGUGGAAUGAGAUCCGGCAAAACUGAUCAGUGACUAUUCAAGCUCUGAAAACUAAUCAAGGAACCAAAAUUGGAACACUUAAGAAACACUUAAGAAAUGUUCAGUUUAUUUGAUGUGAUAAUUUUUUGAUUCAAUGGGAUAAUAAAACACAAUAUUUAGGGCACGGCUGCCAGUGAGCAAUCUUUGAAAUAAUUGCCUACCUUGAAUAAUCGCCUUGCCUCAAAUUAUCGCCCCCUUUUGAUGCGAAAAAAUUAAUAAUCGCCCCCGGCUAUUAUUCGAGGAAAUAUAGUAAAAGAAUAGGAACUUUUUCAUAGAGAUAAGUGGCUAGGUAUUCUGAAGUUAAACCCAAUAACAUACUUUACCAACAAAAAAUUAGCUUCUUUGAGCUGCUUACAGUGGAUGUAACAGGCUGUUAUGUUUUCUUUAAUUAUUUAGGUUGCUGGGACAUUAUCCAAAGAUAAAUGUGUAGCUAUUAAACUGGAUCAUAAAAGGUGAGAAGAAACAAUAUAAAUUCUUCACCGGCAAGAAGAGCUAAAUUUAGUUUUCAACCUUUUAAGUAACAACCACCAAGUAAUAUAUACAUGUCUCCUGUAUUUAAAGCGAUUUAAUAACACUGGACUGCAAACAUGGCUUCUACCACACAUUUGUCAUGUAUUAUUUUAUUACUAUUAGAACUAUACUAUUCAAAUUUUCAUUUUGUUUAUUUUGUUGCUUCUUUUAAUCCAAUUUAGUGAGGACUGCAAUCAGUUUUCUAAGCUCUGUAUCCUUUUACAUUUACACUUCUCAGUAGAAUGUGAACUGCUGAAUGUAUGUAAAUAAAUACAUUUUCUCCCUGGUUCUACAUGUGAUUUGCAGGUGCAAAUGUGUUUACAGACCUUAUGUCACAUCUGAAUUCCUGCAAAGCAAAUCCUCUACCUUUUAUGGCAUGUAACAUAAGUUACAGGACACAGCAUUCUGCUCAGAUUAAUGAUUACUGUUAUUGUUGCUCAUCUCUAUUUUCCAGAAGCCACAACCCAAACUUUACAAUAGUUUAAACAGCUGAUAUUGUCUACCACAACAAGACAAACUCUCGCCUAAAAUGAAAAACUUGUUGAGUUUUCACCUGUCACUUUUUAGCUGUCUCUAUAAUAUAGACACUUUGGUUAUAUACAAAUCCUUAACAGCGUUAAAAGACCCCAUUGUAUGUAUCCCUGUCACAUACUUUAUUGGUGAAAAUGGUUUACCUUUAGAAGUUAUCGGUGGAGACCUCCCAGUUGAUGACUUUGUUUCCAGAGCUAACAAGGCAUUAGAGGUACUACAUGUAACAGUACAUAGCAAUACAAACACAGUUCAAAACAGCCUUGCAUGUUUGCAAAUUAUACAGUAAAGUCAGGCUUGGCAGUGUGAUUGUCAAACUUUAAAAUAAUACUGCUUGUUUCUGUCAUAAAUUCAUGGCUGCUGCUUCCUCUGUUAGCAAGAGAAAUUAUGUUUUCAUUUUUAUCAUAUUUGUGUGUGGUUAUUAUAUAGUGAUUUUUAUAUUACUUUUUAUAAAGAAAAAUUAGUAUUGCAUUAUAAGUUAUGAGCUUUCAAGAAAGCUAUAACUUUGACGUAUAUAACAUUCUCUAUUGAAUGCCAUUUUAGACUCACCAAAAGUCAAGACCAAUUAAUAAUAGCACAAUAACACCCACAUCCACCAAUAGCGUACUUCAAUCAAGUCCAGAAGUUUCUAGUUCAAACCAACAUUUUGAGGACCAAGAACAGCCCACAAGACAAGAGACAUCAAGUGAAGUACCAGCUGUUCCAGGACCAUCACAGGUGAAUAUUAAUGCUAUUUUUUCUGUCUUAUUGCAAUUGCUGUUGGAAUUGUAACUUUUUAAGUACUUUGUUUUGUUUAGUGGGUAGCUACAAAUGACAUUGACCUAUGGUAGGGUGGGCUCCUUAUAAAGCUUAUCUGAAGACUCAUUCACUUUUGUUUGCUAACCCUAAACCCUAAUGACUAAACUUUAAUGUAAACUUAUGCUACGUUGUGUGGAUGUCAUAAGAUGUCUGACCUCCUUGAGGUUGAUGUAACUAUUUCUUCCCUUUUUUAUUAAAACUGUCCUUAAUAAAAAUGAAACUUUACACAACACUCUUGGCUAAUCACUUUUAUUGGGUUUUUCUUUCAAGUCUUACAGGAAAUUUGGUUGAGGUUUUCUUGAUUUGUUUGGAGUUCUAUGCAGAUGUUUUAGAAAUAACGGUGUGUUUUUUUCCCAGGAACCCACUAACAGCAGCAACCAGGAGAAGUCCUUAAAUGAAAGAGUUCAAAGGUUGGAUAUUUAACAGCUAGACAUUACAUUAUACAUGCAGGCGCAGAUCCAUGUCUGUUUCCACCAUUUUAAGAGAAUCAAUCAGAUUUUUCAUAAAAAAAAUUUUUAAUGAAAAAACUUUCGCAAGUUAAAAUCCAGCCAAUAUCCUGUCUGAAUGACUCAGAAACCCAGGAAAGGUUACUUUAGGGAGUUAAAAUCCAAAAAUUUCAUGGAGGUGCAUGCCCCCAGACCCCUCUAGAAGCUUCUGCCCUAGGCACUCGUCUAGGAGAUCAGUUGGUAUUAAUUUUGUCCUAGAUUCACGUCUGAUGUGUUUACAGUAUGUAGAACAACUGUGUGAACAAUAGCUCUAAGAUCCUUUCUAAGACCCUCCACUCCUCUGGAAAUUCAACUUGCUCCUUCCCCUGGAAUCCAAUCUCUUCUGUGUAGAAAGGGGGCGGGUAUGGAUAUUUUCAGGAACUUCACAAAAUGUUUAAUAUCUUAACAAGCUAUUAAUGUGAUUUUUUAAAUUUCAAUGUGACUAAAUUAUAUCUUGUGAGCAGAAGCUGCUUUUUUAUGAUAUAUACCGUAUUCUGGAAUUCAUGCAGUAGCCUCUGCCGACAACCAUACCAUGUUUUAUUGUGUAGAAGCAAGUUUCUUGAGGGUACUAUGGUGCUUUUUCAUCAAGCGAGCAUUAAGUCCGAAAUAAACGCAAUCCUGUGUUGUUGAUUUUCUCUUUUCUGUUUACCUGUUUAGAGCAAAAGAUCUUAUUGAAAGAAGAAGACAGGAAAAAGAAGAGCAAGAAAAUCAAGUAAGUUUAGAGGCUACCAGAUCCACAAAAUUAGCUUGGAAAGUGCCCUUGUGGUUUAUUAAAUAAGUGAGAAGAAAGGUAUGCUACAUGUCAACAUCCAAAUUGCUCCCUUUGCAUUGUUAUCCACACUAUUAUUAACUAAUAGCGUUAGUUAGUUUCUUAUUUUUUCUUAGGACGUGUACACUUGCUGGAGUUUUGACCUAAGUGUGGAAAGACAAAUGACCAAGUCAAAUAUGAAUGGUAUUAUCCCUACACAUGGCCAAAUGACAAACUGCCCUCUAUAAAACGCUCCUUUUCCCGGGCCAAAUGGCAAAGUGCGGGCUGUAAAUGGAAUUUGCAGCCCCCAACGUGAUUUCAUGUUAAACAAUCUUUCCUUAUGAAAUAAUUUGUGCAAUUUGGCCUUGUGUAUUGAUGAUAAUGAUAAUCACGUGACUUUUGUCGGGCACAUAGUUUAUUUGUGUCCCUCGUAGCAUCAUUUGCACCCUCACUCUGCUCGGGCGCAAGUGAGCUCUCUGGCCACAAAUAAACUACUGUAUAUGCCCCCCAAAAGUCAUGUGAUUGUCUUAUAACAGUUGAGCUUCCAUCAAGCGACCAUCCCCUAUUAAGAGACCAGUAACUAAAGUCCCUUAAUAAUGGCAGAAAAGACUAGCGUAGUCAAUUAAACCUCUAUCAACAAGAGUUCUCCUAUUCUUGUCACCUCUAUUAAGCAGCCAUCAAGCUCUUGGUACACUUAAUUUGGCUCUAUUUUAAAUGUAUGUUGGAAAAUACAGACUGAGAUGGGUGACGACUGAUUAUGGACCAGUAAAGCUGCCCCCAAAAAUUGCGUUGGUUUGUUUCAAACUCAGGUGAUGUUACUGCUAACGAUCAUGCUAAUUUAUGGCAAACCUCUGUUGAAGGACCACUUGCUGUCACCUCAAGCAGAGCUUAAUUUUUUGAAUAACUAACCUUUGCAUUAGUGGGCAUAACUUUUACUAACCAAAUUAUAAAGUUUAUUAGCCAAGAAUUUGUUCUUGAAAUAACAAGACUUUCACUAUUGAAAGUAGUGCUAAGAAAUGGGACAGACUAUUGUGUGGAUGGAUUGGUUCAAAUUACAUGAUGAUCUGCAAAACAAAAUAUCUAGAAGAUUUAAUACUCAUUUACAUUUUCCUUUCAAUUAUGUUACGCAAGGGCAGGGAAUUCACCAUAAACACUGCAAAUCGUUGUUUGUUUAGACUCAUCGAACUGCGGCCAGGUGAAUGCCUUUUUCAAGUCUUUGUGGAAAGUUCUUUCUUUGGCUUCUUAACGGAGGUUCAACUGUACUUAUUAAACAAAACUCCCUGUAGUUUGGGAUAUAUUGUAAGUGAACAUUUUUUAAUAUCUUAUUUACCAGCUAAGGAAAUUCUUAUUUCAGGAGGCUAAAAAGAAGGAAAGUGACCGACGAAAUCUUGGACAAGAGUUGGCAAAAGCCAAGCGUGAACGUGAGGAGAGGCAAGCCCAAGAUAUUGUUAAUCAAAUUAAGGAGGACAGAGCUAAGGAGCGUGCACAUAGGGAAGCUGUGCGACAACAGAUUGCUCGAGACAGAGCUGAGAGGGAGGCAAGGAGGCAGAAUGAGCUGCAAGAAAGACAGCGCUUAACUCAAGCUGCUGCUACUGCUUCAGGUCCUUCACCUGUCUCCUCAGGAGGCAGUGACAGGUAAAACAACGCUGAUUGGCUUAUACGAAAAUCAUGUUUAGGAACUGAGCGGUUAAGAAUUAAAUGGAAGGAGAUCCUUGCAGUUAUAGACGCAACUUUUGCAGUUGCGAAAAGAAAGCCUGAAACAAAUUCAAAACUCGGACGGGAUUCGAACCCUUGACUUCUGCGAUAGUAUACUAGUGCAGCGCUCUACCAGUUGAGCUAACCAGCCAACUGGGAACAGGUUAGUUAAUAUGCCAACUGAUUGGCUAGUUAAUCCAGUGCAUCGAGGCUUCUCUUAUUGACUGAUGACAGACUGUUUUUACAUUUACUUACUCAUGUGGCCUUGUUUUAUCACAGAGAAACAGUGAAGUUUAUGAUGCAUUUACUAGAUAAACCAUGAAUGCUCAUUUAUUUUCGUUCAAAGUAACUUUUUUUCUGUUUCAUGAUAUUUAUAAUAAUAUUAUACAUGGCUGAAAGAUGUCCUCCAAAAGUGGAAAAAAUGUGUUUAACUUUUCCAAAUAAUUCGCGAUAAAGUUAUGAAUAAAAAUGGGCUUUGAGUUGCCGAUUGAUUGAUUUAAUGACCGAUAAACUGGUUGGUUAGUUUAGAUUAUCACGGACUUAUUGCUGUAUCUGUUGCAGCACUUCUGCUCGCCUCCAAUUUCGUCUUCCAGACGGCAGCUCCGUUACAAACACCUUCCCAGCUGAUACUCCCCUGCAGACAGUGCAGCAGUUUAUUAUCAAUGUAAGUUGUUUUGCGUUGCUACUUUAACCUGAUGCCCUAAAGUUCGCAUUUUUCAUGUUUUAAUUCUUUAAUGCAGUGGUACCCACUCUACGGAUACCCGGCGCUUAAUACGGACACUCGUAUUUAACGGACAGUUCCGUUAAAAGCUCAUAUCUGUUUUCAAAAAUAACCUGCUUCAUACGGACAACGGACAUUUUACUGUGUCCCGAGUAACAAACUCCCUUAAAUCGUCAACCCCGUUAUACGGGCACUCUCUAUCUGUGCACUCUUUAUGACUGAAUAUCUUACCUGUGAAAAGCUACCAGAAACUCCGUGAAUGAACUUUCAAAGGUUCUCUCUAAAAUUUAGUCAAACUAGUUGAGUCGCAUACUAAAAGCAUCAGUAAAAAGUCACACAUUCCGUUGUAGUAUCAAAACUAAAAACUGGAUGUGAUUUUAGUCCGCGACUAUGAUGAGUGAUCGUGAAGUUUCUUUCGGAAGAACUUGUCACAAUUUCAGUUAAGAAAUUAAACAACAUUGUCUUGUAAAAAUGCCUGGUUUGGGGACUGUUUACAUGGAGGUGGGGGACCCCAGAUAGGUGAGCUAACAUGCGGCGGGUCACCCCACCUAUCAUGUACACGUGAUCAAGUAAAAUGAGAGAUUAUAUGGACAGGCGGGUUACCCCACCUAAGCAGGUUACCUCAUCUACCUGAAGUCCACCACUGCCAUGCAUACAGGGCCUUAGUCUUUAUAUAUAUAAAACAUGUAUCCUUGACCUUUUUUGUGAGAGCCCACUUAAUACACACACCCGGAUAGUACGGUGGGAACAGGGGCCCAUGAGUACUUAUGGGCUCCUUGAUGUCCGUAGUAGCUGGAGGGUUCCACUGUAUCUUAAGGUUGUAUUUAUUUACGAUUAACAAAGAUAUAUGGGACUGUUUGAAUGUAGCACCUCGGACCCAGUACAAGUUCCGUGACGCUGUACACAACCUACCCCAGACGAGAACUGACUGAAGGGGAUCUAGUCAAGACUUUAGCCGAGUUAGGCUUGGUACCAAGUUCAACUCUUGUCGUUGCCAUGGUGAGUUUAGACCAUAGUUAAAGGUUACUUAGUGAUUGUAGCCAAAUGCAUGCAUUUUAUACCAACUUGUUAUAGAAUUAACUGAAAUAUAUAAAGAGCUACUUCUAUAAAGGGUGAAAACUGUUUGUUGCUUUUAGAACAAAAACUAUAAUUCAAAUACCUCUUAGCCGAGUUUGCGGUGCGAGUUGUAUGGCAUUCUUGAUGUGGACCGAAAAAGCGAGGCAAAUUAUUUUACUACCUUAUAAACUUUAUUUCUUUUUAGAAAGUACAAAAAAAAGCGCAUAGCAAAGGUUUCCAAGUUGUAAACUACAUUUUGAUGGCGUUUUUUGUCGCGUCGGACGCAUUUGUAGGGGCCGAACUGUAGAUAAGGGAAAGAUCUCUAAGAUCUACUGAUUGAGUUUACACGUUUUUCUUUUAUUAAGUUAGUGACCAGUAAUAUGGCCAAUCGCAGAACGAGGGAUAGCUUCACCAUGUAAUUAUUUUAAUUAUACUACGAAUGCGUCUGGCACAUAAAGGUAGUUAAUUGUAACUCGUAUUGUAUCACAGUGAUUGAUUUUUUGGGGAAAAUCCACAAUAGUGAGCGGCAAAUAAGGAAGGUCCUGACCUCCUUUUAUUUUAUCUUACAGAAAAGCUGCACGGCCAUAACACCAUCAGGAAGUUCCUCAUUCUCGGAACUUUUGAUUUGGAUCCUUUCGCCUCUGUUUACUCUGAUCACUUUGUUGAAGGCCUUUUUCUUGGGAAGUCCAGAUCAUUCCAGGGGAGCGUACAAUCCAACGUCAUCGGGCCGUCAAAAUACCACUCAACAAUCACAGCAGUCCAGGUAAGAUCGAGUACUGUUUGUUCUAGGCUAAGAGUAGUAACUUAAUUUUCUCAGAAAGGCCUCGUUCACACGGCGCCGGACGAAUUUUCGACCCGUUUGAAAGUUCGUGCGCGUAGGUGUUCGGUUUUCACGGAACCUCCUUAACCGUACGAAAAUUUAGACUCCUAGCUGUUAAAAAAUCCGUCGCGGUCGAAAAUUUGACCUGCGCGGUAAGAACACCAUAACCGUCUAAAGUUUUGUACGGCAAAGGCACGGUUGCGUGGAUGCGUGGUUACUCAGCUGGGAGACGCCAUUUUGAAAUCACUUAAGUAGCGCUCUGUGUAUGGACACGUGGUAAAAACUCUGGCAAAAGUUAAAAUUCAGCCUGGUUCGUCAGUUGCGUGUGAACGAAUUGCCGUUCAAUUUCUCAAGCGGUCGUAAAUUCAAACGGUGCCGAAUGAACGUAGCCUAAGUGAUAGUAGAGCGAGCGAAAGACACGCGCACGCGUGAUAACCCACCCUCGAGGACAGUUUCUUUCUUCCUUCUUCGUCUCGCCUCUCCUAGGGGGUGAAGGUUUUCACGAGCUCUCGCGUAUUUUACUCGCUUUACUGUCCCUGAGGAAAAAUUAGGGACUAGUCCCAGCUUAGUUUGGGGAGUUACUAUGACAUUCGACAUGUUUUGGGUUACAGUUGUUUCUCAGCAUUAAGAUGGUAGGGUGUUGCACCAUUCGUUAGUCUAAUCACCGAUAGAAAGGAUUCGCUUUCUAAGCACGAUACUUUGUAACAAAUGGAUAGGAAACUCACAAACAAAUAAAGUGAGCUUGAAAGACUUCGCAGGGAGUUGUUGGGCAGCAAUCAAGCGCAGAUUUCGGCAGAACUGUUCCGGGUGGGAACAAAAAACCGGGAAACACAUUUCCAUGUUAUAUAAAUUAUGAGCGAACUUGAAGCUUCACUCCCUCCUAUGGAUCGAACCUUUUAGACUAAUAUAAAUCUUUUCUCCUUUUUGUUUUGCUUCGCAGUUUUGACAACGGUUCUACCGUUCGUCGGAGAGGUCCGGGGGGAGGUGCGACAGUGCGUGAGCAGGGUGGUGUCCACCGUCUUUACAACAGAGAUGAUGAUGACGAUGAGAGCAACACGUGGAAUGGCAACUCUACUCAGCAGAUGUGAUUUACAAUUCAAUUAAUCUGACAAUAUAUGAAAUAGGAUAAUUAUUUAUCAAGCUUUCCAUUGCAACUAUACAGAUGAGCAGUACAGAUUAUAAAUAGUCAAUUAGAAAAAAAACUAAACGGGCAGAGUAAUUUAUAGUCACUUGAAAAAAACAAUGGUUUCACUAACUGGCCGUGUUUGAAAAAACGACUCAGUCCCAGCUUAUAUUCUGAACCGGACAAUAGCGAAACGUUAUUCGCCAUCUCAAGCACUGAUCAUCACGAGGGAGCUAGCCUGAGAAAACAACCGACAUUUGGUGGGGGGAAACCAGUGGUAGAGUUUCCAAAUGUCGGGUGUUUUCUCGGGCUACUAGGGAGCUUAAGCAGCGACGACUAUGAGGCCAGUGAAAACGUUGAUAAAAAAAUUGAAUUUGCGUCCUUGCAAACGUUAUCGCUUCUAUUUGGAUCCUUUUAAUUUGUCAAAUGUAGGCAAUUUCUCCUGGAGUUGAAUUCCACGUGCAGGUACAAUUAAACAGGGAUCGGUCUACUCAAGGAGCUCGCGUCCCUUCGUGGAAGAUAUUUUUUGCGAUCUCCUUGACUAGUCGAGAGAUGAUCGCGAUUAAAAAAUCCUCGUUUGUCAAGCAGUGUUUUAACUAUUGCGAAGUCACGUUUAUGUAGGUAGUACGUUGUUAAGUAAUUGAAAUAGUUUUCUUUCUGGUAAAAAAUAAUGACCUAUAAAUGAAAUGACACGACUGCUACCUUGGGCUCAACAAAUGUCAUACAUACCAUGUCGUUCUUGUUUUUCCUGUGCAGUGAAGUUUAUAUUACAGUUACAGUAGAACUCGAGCAUAUUUUUGUCAGAUUUAAUCUGACGUAGAAGUAGAACUCAACCCGGGAUGAAACAGGUUCUUAAACUGCAAAUUAUAAGUUAAAAUUCAAAAUUAAAAUUUCCGACAGAAAUUUUAAAAACCGACAGAAGCCAGAGGCUGACGUUCACAAGGAAACAGGUGAACUAACCGUACGAAUAUUUAGACGCCUAGCCGUUCAAACAUUUGAAUGCCAAAAUCGAGGUUAAAUUUUCAGCCGUUACGGUUGAAAAUUUGCAAUUGAUCGGCGCGGUAUGAACACCAUGAUCGUCCUAAUUAGGCAUGGUCGCCUGGCGUUUUAGAAUUUGCUUAUGUAGCGCUCUCCGCAUGAGCAGAUGGUUAAACCACUGAAGUUGAAAAUUCAACGUGAUUCGUCAUUUCCGUGUGAACGGAGAGACGAUAUUGAACGGCCCGGUGUGAACAAAAUGCCCGGUCAUAUUUUUCAGCCGGUCUACAAUUCGCCUGAUGCCAUGUGAACGUAGACUAAGGAAACACUACCUUCUCGAACCGCCACUCAUGGUUCCCCGCCGCCGUUUCGCGGGAUUCAGUUGUAGUGGAAGGAAAGGUCGUCCUUUUUUCUUUUCGCCCUGGCACAAUAGGGCCAUUUAUACGAGGAAAAAUAAGACGCGUCUUAAAUAAGACGCGAACUUUCCGUAUAAACGGCACAUUUCGUCUAAAAUAAGACGCGGCUUAGCUAAGACGCGUCUUACUAGAUAAGACAUGCUCGUAUAAAUGGUACAGUUCGCGUCUUAUUUAAGACGGGUCUUAUGUAAGACGCGUCUUAUUUUUCCUCGUAUAAAUGGCCCUAAUGUGU
Molecule: messenger RNA, 12845 nt
Organism: Porites lobata
Lineage: Eukaryota; Metazoa; Cnidaria; Anthozoa; Scleractinia; Poritidae
Source: the annotation of a GenBank genome assembly